Messenger RNA from Manduca sexta (tobacco hornworm), 6022 nucleotides. RefSeq lists its product as uncharacterized. Gene Ontology annotation, molecular function: single-stranded DNA binding. The transcript has 10 exons. The coding region runs from base 302 to 5779 and encodes 1825 amino acids. Gene Ontology annotation, biological process: DNA-templated transcription. Lineage: Eukaryota; Metazoa; Arthropoda; Insecta; Lepidoptera; Sphingidae. Gene Ontology annotation, cellular component: RNA polymerase III complex. The record is from RefSeq and is a predicted model, not a curated record.
AUAACUUGCAAAAUAAUUAUAAUACAUAAAAAUAAGUCCUUAGUGUAUAUUUUAAUUUUAUGCAGUUUUUCUUGAUUUAUUGAUGAUUUCUGAAACUAUUUAUAUAUUUAGCUAUUUUAAGCCAUGCGUGUAAUGGAACGUGACAUAUUAUUGUAAAAUUGUAAACAUUGAAUCCACAUAUUUUAUAACCUAAUAUUUGUGUGCUAUAGAGUAUUUUCGUCCAUUUAUUGCUUACAAAUAGUAUUAAUAAGAUUAUUAGAAAUAUGUGAAAAUAGCAACUAUAUCAGUUUUUUAUACAAAAAUGUCCCAUCAACUUGGCCGAGUGGUGUCGGUAAUUCUUCAUCGGUAUUUCGGUGAAAUUGUACAAUGUGUUGGUGACGAUUUGUUCACUUAUGGAAGUAAACCUAUUGGAUUGAUUGUGAAGUCCACAGGGUUGCCUAGAUCUCAGGUAGUAGAAUGUCUCCGCACCCUGCUCAAGUAUGAUUUGGCCAGUUUUGAGGCAUCUAAUAAUGUUUUAAUAGCAGACUACAAACUUUUACCUGAUAAUGUGUUGCUACUCAUCAGAUAUCCAAGGUAUUUAUUACAAAUGAAAAGUAAAUAUGGAACAGAAGCAGAGCUUUUAGUAGAAGAAUUGCUCCAAGAAGGAAGUUGCACAGCUACUGUGCUACUAGUCUCCAUUGCUCUUAAAUAUAAAGAUGAUAAAGAAAAAAACAUAAACAUAGUGAAACUGAAAGACACAUUUGUCAGCCUGGCUACAGCUGGGUACAUACAACAGGCCCCUGUGGCAGAAUUGAAAGAAGGCAGCGAGGUGCCUACACUUGUGCCAGUGGCCACAAUAGUACCAGACUUGGAUGUCAGGGUGCUCAUGCAGGUGUUCAACUCGGGGAGUUUAGCUGAUGUCAAAGACAACGUGUAUUGGAAAGUGAAUUAUGACAGAUUUCAUCAAGAUUUUAGAGACGAAAUAAUGAUCAAAGCAAUGACAAGGCGGAUUGAUGAAAAUGCGGGCGAGCUGAUGCGUCUGCUGCUGGAGCAGAUGUACCUGUCGUCGGCGGCGUGGGCGGGCGAGGGCGGGCCCGCCGCCGCGCACGAACUGCGCACGCGCGCCCGCGACCGACCCGCGCUGCACACCUACCUCGACCAGUACCUCAAGGUGCUGGAGGAGAGCGGGUGCGGGUUCGUGCGGCGCGCGGGGGACGCGGCGGGGGGGCAGUACUGCGUGCGCGCGCGAGUGGCGAGUCAGCAGCUCGCCUGCGCCGCGCUCGACCACCUCGUCACCGAGCGGCUCGGCUCCAAGGCCGCCAGGAUAUUCAGAUUAAUAAGAGAAAAGAAGUACAUAGAAGAGGAUGAUAUACAGAAACACGCCAUGUUAGUGAACAAGGAAUGCAAGGAGCUCACUUACAAGUUGUUAGAGGAACAUUUUAUAAGUAUACAGCCGAUGAGGAAGGCAGCGUCGGCGGGCGGCAUGGCGAAAGCGAUCUACUUAUACCACGUGAAUAUGCACGAGGUGACGCAGACGGCGCAGCAGAUGUGUUACCGCGCGCUGCACAACGCGGUGCGGCGCGGCGCACACGAGCGGAGCCGCCGCGCCAGGCUCGUCGACAAGCAGCGCCGCGUGCGCACCAUCGUGCACGGCAUGCGCCUGCGCGGCGAGCCGCAGCAACGCAUCGACGACGUGCGUACUCGCUGCACUACACAUUACACUCAACCUCACUCGUCGACAAGCAGCGCCGCGUGCGCACCAUCGUGCACGGCAUGCGCCUGCGCGGCGAGCCGCAGCAACGCAUCGACGACGUGCGUACUCGCUGCACUACACAUUACACUCAACCUCACUCGUCGACAAGCAGCGCCGCGUGCGCACCAUCGUGCACGGCAUGCGCCUGCGCGGCGAGCCGCAGCAACGCAUCGACGACGUGCGUACUCGCUGCACUACACAUUACACUCAACCUCACUCGUCGACAAGCAGCGCCGCGUGCGCACCAUCGUGCACGGCAUGCGCCUGCGCGGCGAGCCGCAGCAACGCAUCGACGACGUGCGUACUCGCUGCACUACACAUUACACUCAACCUCACUCGUCGACAAGCAGCGCCGCGUGCGCACCAUCGUGCACGGCAUGCGCCUGCGCGGCGAGCCGCAGCAACGCAUCGACGACGUGCGUACUCGCUGCACUACACAUUACACUCAACCUCACUCGUCGACAAGCAGCGCCGCGUGCGCACCAUCGUGCACGGCAUGCGCCUGCGCGGCGAGCCGCAGCAACGCAUCGACGACGUGCGUACUCGCUGCACUACACAUUACACUCAACCUCACUCGUCGACAAGCAGCGCCGCGUGCGCACCAUCGUGCACGGCAUGCGCCUGCGCGGCGAGCCGCAGCAACGCAUCGACGACGUGCGUACUCGCUGCACUACACAUUACACUCAACCUCACUCGUCGACAAGCAGCGCCGCGUGCGCACCAUCGUGCACGGCAUGCGCCUGCGCGGCGAGCCGCAGCAACGCAUCGACGACGUGCGUACUCGCUGCACUACACAUUACACUCAACCUCACUCGUCGACAAGCAGCGCCGCGUGCGCACCAUCGUGCACGGCAUGCGCCUGCGCGGCGAGCCGCAGCAACGCAUCGACGACGUGCGUACUCGCUGCACUACACAUUACACUCAACCUCACUCGUCGACAAGCAGCGCCGCGUGCGCACCAUCGUGCACGGCAUGCGCCUGCGCGGCGAGCCGCAGCAACGCAUCGACGACGUGCGUACUCGCUGCACUACACAUUACACUCAACCUCACUCGUCGACAAGCAGCGCCGCGUGCGCACCAUCGUGCACGGCAUGCGCCUGCGCGGCGAGCCGCAGCAACGCAUCGACGACGUGCGUACUCGCUGCACUACACAUUACACUCAACCUCACUCGUCGACAAGCAGCGCCGCGUGCGCACCAUCGUGCACGGCAUGCGCCUGCGCGGCGAGCCGCAGCAACGCAUCGACGACGUGCGUACUCGCUGCACUACACAUUACACUCAACCUCACUCGUCGACAAGCAGCGCCGCGUGCGCACCAUCGUGCACGGCAUGCGCCUGCGCGGCGAGCCGCAGCAACGCAUCGACGACGUGCGUACUCGCUGCACUACACAUUACACUCAACCUCACUCGUCGACAAGCAGCGCCGCGUGCGCACCAUCGUGCACGGCAUGCGCCUGCGCGGCGAGCCGCAGCAACGCAUCGACGACGUGCGUACUCGCUGCACUACACAUUACACUCAACCUCACUCGUCGACAAGCAGCGCCGCGUGCGCACCAUCGUGCACGGCAUGCGCCUGCGCGGCGAGCCGCAGCAACGCAUCGACGACGUGCGUACUCGCUGCACUACACAUUACACUCAACCUCACUCGUCGACAAGCAGCGCCGCGUGCGCACCAUCGUGCACGGCAUGCGCCUGCGCGGCGAGCCGCAGCAACGCAUCGACGACGUGCGUACUCGCUGCACUACACAUUACACUCAACCUCACUCGUCGACAAGCAGCGCCGCGUGCGCACCAUCGUGCACGGCAUGCGCCUGCGCGGCGAGCCGCAGCAACGCAUCGACGACGUGCGUACUCGCUGCACUACACAUUACACUCAACCUCACUCGUCGACAAGCAGCGCCGCGUGCGCACCAUCGUGCACGGCAUGCGCCUGCGCGGCGAGCCGCAGCAACGCAUCGACGACGUGCGUACUCGCUGCACUACACAUUACACUCAACCUCACUCGUCGACAAGCAGCGCCGCGUGCGCACCAUCGUGCACGGCAUGCGCCUGCGCGGCGAGCCGCAGCAACGCAUCGACGACGUGCGUACUCGCUGCACUACACAUUACACUCAACCUCACUCGUCGACAAGCAGCGCCGCGUGCGCACCAUCGUGCACGGCAUGCGCCUGCGCGGCGAGCCGCAGCAACGCAUCGACGACGUGCGUACUCGCUGCACUACACAUUACAUUCAACCUCACUCGUCGACAAGCAGCGCCGCGUGCGCACCAUCGUGCACGGCAUGCGCCUGCGCGGCGAGCCGCAGCAACGCAUCGACGACGUGCGUACUCGCUGCACUACACAUUACACUCAACCUCACUCGUCGACAAGCAGCGCCGCGUGCGCACCAUCGUGCACGGCAUGCGCCUGCGCGGCGAGCCGCAGCAACGCAUCGACGACGUGCGUACUCGCUGCACUACACAUUACACUCAACCUCACUCGUCGACAAGCAGCGCCGCGUGCGCACCAUCGUGCACGGCAUGCGCCUGCGCGGCGAGCCGCAGCAACGCAUCGACGACGUGCGUACUCGCUGCACUACACAUUACACUCAACCUCACUCGUCGACAAGCAGCGCCGCGUGCGCACCAUCGUGCACGGCAUGCGCCUGCGCGGCGAGCCGCAGCAACGCAUCGACGACGUGCGUACUCGCUGCACUACACAUUACACUCAACCUCACUCGUCGACAAGCAGCGCCGCGUGCGCACCAUCGUGCACGGCAUGCGCCUGCGCGGCGAGCCGCAGCAACGCAUCGACGACGUGCGUACUCGCUGCACUACACAUUACACUCAACCUCACUCGUCGACAAGCAGCGCCGCGUGCGCACCAUCGUGCACGGCAUGCGCCUGCGCGGCGAGCCGCAGCAACGCAUCGACGACGUGCGUACUCGCUGCACUACACAUUACACUCAACCUCACUCGUCGACAAGCAGCGCCGCGUGCGCACCAUCGUGCACGGCAUGCGCCUGCGCGGCGAGCCGCAGCAACGCAUCGACGACGUGCGUACUCGCUGCACUACACAUUACACUCAACCUCACUCGUCGACAAGCAGCGCCGCGUGCGCACCAUCGUGCACGGCAUGCGCCUGCGCGGCGAGCCGCAGCAACGCAUCGACGACGUGCGUACUCGCUGCACUACACAUUACACUCAACCUCACUCGUCGACAAGCAGCGCCGCGUGCGCACCAUCGUGCACGGCAUGCGCCUGCGCGGCGAGCCGCAGCAACGCAUCGACGACGUGCGUACUCGCUGCACUACACAUUACACUCAACCUCACUCGUCGACAAGCAGCGCCGCGUGCGCACCAUCGUGCACGGCAUGCGCCUGCGCGGCGAGCCGCAGCAACGCAUCGACGACGUGCGUACUCGCUGCACUACACAUUACACUCAACCUCACUCGUCGACAAGCAGCGCCGCGUGCGCACCAUCGUGCACGGCAUGCGCCUGCGCGGCGAGCCGCAGCAACGCAUCGACGACGUGCGUACUCGCUGCACUACACAUUACACUCAACCUCACUCGUCGACAAGCAGCGCCGCGUGCGCACCAUCGUGCACGGCAUGCGCCUGCGCGGCGAGCCGCAGCAACGCAUCGACGACGUGCGUACUCGCUGCACUACACAUUACACUCAACCUCACUCGUCGACAAGCAGCGCCGCGUGCGCACCAUCGUGCACGGCAUGCGCCUGCGCGGCGAGCCGCAGCAACGCAUCGACGACGUGCGUACUCGCUGCACUACACAUUACACUCAACCUCACUCGUCGACAAGCAGCGCCGCGUGCGCACCAUCGUGCACGGCAUGCGCCUGCGCGGCGAGCCGCAGCAACGCAUCGACGACGUGCGUACUCGCUGCACUACACAUUACACUCAACCUCACUCGUCGACAAGCAGCGCCGCGUGCGCACCAUCGUGCACGGCAUGCGCCUGCGCGGCGAGCCGCAGCAACGCAUCGACGACGUGCGUACUCGCUGCACUACACAUUACACUCAAUCUCGCCCUUACACACGCGUAUUAUUAACACAUGUUCUGAAACUAUUCUCAAAAACCGUUAAUUGGUUUUAAAAUUACUUUAUUCAUAAUCACAGAAAACUAAUAUUAUCUUUUUUACAUUAUGUCUUUGUUCUGAGCUGUGACAUGAAAUAUAAUAAAGAUAACAUUAAAGGAAGCAAAUAAUGUUAUUUUUUGAGUAAGGAACAAUAUUUCGAAUAUCUCUUAGUUUCCCCACCCAAACUAGUAUUGACCGCAUUGAAUGAAGAGUGUU